This is a messenger RNA of Achroia grisella, 2399 nucleotides long. Its product is annotated as serine/threonine-protein phosphatase 2A regulatory subunit B'' subunit gamma-like. The record is from RefSeq and is a predicted model, not a curated record. Gene Ontology annotation, biological process: microtubule cytoskeleton organization; B cell homeostasis; cortical cytoskeleton organization. The transcript has 7 exons. Bases 231 to 1670 code for a protein of 479 amino acids. Gene Ontology annotation, cellular component: centrosome; spindle. NCBI's taxonomy places the organism in Eukaryota, Metazoa, Arthropoda, Insecta, Lepidoptera, Pyralidae.
GUUGUUUAUGUUGUAGUAUUAAUAUUUUAUAGGCAAUGAAGAAUAUGCAUAAAAUUUCAUUGUUAUUCGUUAAUUGUUUUGAAUUCAAAACGGGCAUUUGCUUAAACGCAAUCGUCAAGAAUAGCAGUCAUUGUCAUCAUAUCUGUCACCAUGACAACGCGAUCAAACAAAACAAAAUAUUUGUUAAUUUCAGAAAAUUUAUGAUCAAUUAAAUUAUUUAAAUAACAACAAUGUCCGAAACUGCUAAAGAAACUAAGACGGAAGACAAAGCAAAUAAUAAUGUAUCUAUUGAGAUCAAACCAUUAGAUGAAGAACAAGUUAAACUCAAUAGUGAACUCAAAAAUCGUUUACGUAAAUAUAUAAAAAAGUUGGACGACACAGGAACUAGUACAACAAAACUGGAAAGUGAAAAGACAGAAAUUGAAACAUUUAAACAGCUUUACAAACCUAAAUUGGAUUCCGACGAGGAUUCCUACAAAAGGAUACCAAAAUUCUACUUCAAAUUGCCCCGGCCUGAUGAAGUUCUUGCACAGAAGCUGAGAGAAGAAACACGAGCACAGUUUCUACAGAAGAAAAGCAAAGAACUGUUGGAUAACAGUGAAUUGAAACAACUUUGGAGUUUGAUAGAGAAGUCUAAUGGUAGCUACAGCAUGGCUAAUAGUGAUGAGCUUACAAUUGACUAUUUUCAAUUUAAGAAGAUCAGGGAUGAAGCUGGUGCUAAAUAUAGACCAUAUUUCACAGCAGAAGUAUUCGGCCGGUUACAAGCGGCAGAGGGUGGCAUGGGUCGUGUCCGAGGUGUAUCACUGUUCAAUUACGUCAUGCGACGAGUCUGGCUGCAGCAGACGAGGAUAGGACUCUCAUUGUAUGACGUCACAGGUCAAGGAUACCUAACAGAACACGACUUGGAGAGUUACAUAGCAGAGUUAGUGCCGUCUCUGGCGGCCCUCGACGGCUUAGACUCAUCAUUCAGCUCGUUCUACGUGUGCACGGCUGCGCGGAAGUUCCUCUUCUUCCUCGACCCACUGCGGGUUGGUCGCGUGAGAAUACGAGAUGUCCUGAGUUGCUCAUUUCUUGAUGACUUGCUUGAGCUUCGAGAAGAGGAUCUUCCCAUGGAAUUGCAAGAGCAGAAUUGGUUCAGCGCAGCAUCUGCACUGCGAGUGUAUGGACAAUAUCUGAACUUAGACAGGGAUCAUAAUGGGAUGCUUAGUAUUAAUGAAUUGGCAGGCUACGGCUCGGGUACGCUAACACAGGCGUUCUUACAAAGGGUAUUCCAACAGUGCCUCACGUACGACGGCGAAAUGGACUACAAGACCUAUUUAGAUCUGGUGCUAGCCCUGGAGAACAGGAGGCAGCCUGCGGCACUAGCAUACCUGUUCCGUGUCCUCGACAUCAAUUCCCAGGGAUAUUUGGACGCGUUCACGCUUAACUAUUUCUUUAAGGCCAUUCAAGAACAAAUGGUCGCCCACGGGGCGGAGCCAGUCAACUUCGAUGACGUUAAAGAUGAGAUCUUCGACAUGAUACGACCGCAGCAUCCUUCACGCAUCACGCUACAAGAUUUACUCCACAGCGGCCACGGACAUACUGCGGUUUCUAUACUUCUAGAGCUGCAUGGAUUCUGGGCUUAUGAGAAUAGAGAGGCGUUAGCAGCCGCGGGCGACCAUAGUGCUUGACAAAUGUGUUAUAAAUUUGAGGACAGAAGAAAUUUCUCUUAGUGGUAAAUAAUACCAAAGUAGACUUUAGGAAGUCGCCUGAGCGGCUAUCUUUGUCUCAUAUACUUGUGCCGCUAAGCUUUGUAUCAAUUUGAAGGUUGAGAGAUGGCAGUACGGAGGCAUGUUAUUUUAGUCACCAGGAAAGGUAACUCAUACAGCAUAAAAUUUAGUCAAAAUGACGUAUGUAUAGACGAGUUAGAUGCCUAUGUGGAAUCAAUAAAAUGAAAUAUGAACGUUCUAUCUACCAUAAUAUAAAUAUUUUUUUCUGACUACUCUAAUGCUGUUGGCCGCAGCUGGCCUUUACAGCUUCACCCAAUGUUAGGGGGCGAGUGCAGAGGGCACUCAUCCCUACCGUCCGGUGAAGCUAUUGUUUUUAUGUCAACAUCAUUUGAUAUUUAUCGUAUGUCGAUGAUACUUAAGAUCAAUAUCAACAUCGAUAUUUUCUAAUCCCAUAUCUAGUGUAUAGUUUAUGCUACAAUAAAUAAAAUGUUGUUAUUGCUUUAUAUCAUUUAUUAAUGUAACAAAAUCAAAAUGUUCAAAAAUAUAAUAACAAGAACAUUAAACAGCAUAGCAAAUUUAUUAUGUAACAUUAGGACAUUUUUGUUAUAUUAUUAUUAUACUUAGACAAUAAAAGUAUAACUAUUAUAACAUAAGAUAUUAUUUGAUAAUAACUUUGUAAUAUUUGAUGUU